AUGCCUCGCAAAAAGCAAAAUAAGCGCAGCGCCCAGGCGAGUGCUGAGGGGCCAACACCAGCGAAGGUGCCCAAGGAGGCUAAGUUCCUCUCCCAAGAGGACAAGAUCAUCGGCUGCCUCUAUAGUGAAAACAAUGCCGAACGGAUGUACCAGAUCUGCCACCUACCCCACUGGUUCACUCUGCGGGGCACAAGCCCGUUCCCCUACCCCGAAGAGAACUUGAUGCGCAUCUGGAAGGGUCUGCUCCACACCAUACGGAUGUCGGAGAAGCCGCAGGACCGAGAGGAACUGGUUGAACAGGCCGCACAAAUGGUGGACAGCUUUGGUGGCAACACCACUUUGAGCCUGGCCUACUUCAGUGCCUUCAUGCGCACCACAAGCGAGGAACACUCGGGAGUCAAACUGAAGAGCAUGGAUAAGUGGGUGCUGAUGCUCGUUCGUCGCAUGCUCCGCCACGUGCUGCGUGUGUUCAAGCACACUAAAUGGUCAGCGGAGCUGAUCGGCGCAUUCAACAAAAGCAUGCAGACGAUCGUCCUUUCCGAAAAGCCCAAGAGCCGUGGCCUCACCAUGCAUUAUCUGGAAAUUUUCUUCGAGGAACUGGCCAAGGAGGCCGAUGGCGACAUCACUGCCGCCCAGGUAAACACAUUUUUGCUUCCGUUCGUCACAUACGUGGCCACGCAACUCGAUGGCCACCUGCUAGCCCAGUGCCGUGCCAAGGUGCUGCACCACCUGGUGUACCAAAGCGACUUGGGGCGGUCAUAUAGCAAAAAGUACAAUGCCUGGAAGCGUAUGGGCUUCCCUACGGCCUCUAUUGAUGACUUUGAAAGUCCCGAAAAGGAGACCUUUUCCCUCGGGCCCCUGGUGGGAAUUGUGGACUGUGAGUUGCCAGUGCUGCCGAUCAAUGCAGACUGCGUGUUGGACGAGCUGCAGAACCUGAUAGGCUCCAGCAAGAUAAACCGCAAUCGGCGCAAGAUUUUGGGUGAUCUUCUCAAGCUUUAUGAGACCUAUAAAAGCGGGGAGUUUCCCUUUGGAGUGCGGACCAGGCCCACGGUGGUCGACCAGAAUGAGGAAACGGCUACACCCAAAGCCAACCAAGAGUCGGACAAUGCCAGAGACGUCGCCUUGAAGCGGGAAAUCUCCGUUCCCUCAGUCAACCAUGAAAAGAAGAAGCUUCUGCAGACAGACAGUGGCGAACUGGGUGAGAUCCUGUUACCGGAGCUGCAGCACAUCAAAAUUGAAACAAUAAGCGUGCCAUCCAGCAUCAACGAUGAGGUGGAACUAGUCAAUGAGCAGCUGGAACCACGCAUAAAGACUGCCGGACUGCCAGAUAAAGAAACACUCCUGACCAGCCAGCAGGCGGAGCUUGGAGGGCAACAACACGUCGCUAUCUCGCGCAGGCAUCUGUUCCUGCUUAACAAAUUUAAUUUAUUGGAGACUGCCAAUUGGCUUGAUCAUCAUUUUGGAAUUACACAGCCGAGGGUCAGUGGCGAACAGGCCAACACAGCCUGUGCGGUGGAACAAGCUGCGGAGUUAAGAAACGAAAAUGGCGAGCCCAAGGCAAAGAAAACUAAAGUGGAGCAGCACAAUGCCAAAAAUCCUGUCCAGGCGGAGCUGAAGGCGAAAACUCAGGAAGGAGGACAGCCCGAUCCGAAAAAUGAUGUGCAGCCGCAGACUACGGCUGCAGCCAAGGCCUCUGAGGCCUCCUUGAAGCAUGGAAAUCUUGGGAAAAUCUCCGAACCCCCGCGCAAGCAGGCAAAGAAGACCAAUAAACCUGGGCUAGCCACUCCAAAGUCACCCAAGGGGGUGAAGAUCAAGAUCGAACCGAACUGGUAA
Messenger RNA from Drosophila kikkawai, 1833 nucleotides. RefSeq names its product ribosomal RNA processing protein 1 homolog. Gene Ontology annotation, cellular component: nucleus; preribosome, small subunit precursor. Gene Ontology annotation, biological process: rRNA processing. The record is from RefSeq and is a predicted model, not a curated record. Lineage: Eukaryota; Metazoa; Arthropoda; Insecta; Diptera; Drosophilidae.